AUUUGAAUCGUGAUAUUCCUUAAUAUAGGUUGAUAAUAUCAUGAUAUUAUCUAGUAUAGGUUGAUAAAGAAUCGAUAUAACACAUUGAAAUUGCUAUAAUUCGUUAAAACGCUAUAAAUCACUAAGAUCAGUUAUAAACUAUAAAAAUGGAUAGAACGAAUUACUAUUCUGGUUUAAACCCUAUAGUGGUGCAGGCGCUAAACAAUCUGCAAUAUAGGUAUAGUGGUGAAAUGCCAGAAAUGUGGUGUUCUCGUGUUCGUUAUCCUUUUAAGAAACUUCUUGAAUAUAACCCAAAAUACUUUUCCAAGAAUGGAUUUAUCCAAAUGGUUGAAAGGGUAUAUAUAGAUGGGGAAUUUAAAGCUGGGAGAUGCUCAUUACAUAUUUAUUGCACUGUAUGCGACUCCUUAGUAAUUAUUCGUGAAAAUACCAUCGAAUGUGGCAAUGAUCAUCUGAAGAAAUGUAUUGCUAGAACGGCCAAAAGGCGCAGUACAUCUAUACAAAAGAAUACAAAAAAGGAGAUUGAAGAGAUUUAUCUAACAUAUUGUUUUAAAUUCAGUAAAGGCUUAUCUAUUUAUUCCUAUGCUGAUGAUUAUGAAACUUGGAAAAAGCAUGUAAAUCAUUUAAUCGAUACUGUAAAAGUUGUCCAACGGGCUUGGAGAGCUUUCAAGUUGAGACCUGAAACUUGGGCAAAACGAGUUUGGAAUAUGGUGAGGAAUGAUGGUACUCCUGACAAGAAGAAGUUUCUAUCUCCUCGUGGUAAAAGAGAUAUUUAUGAUCCAUAUGUAUGGUAUAUUGAUCUAAAAAUUCUAGCUAAAGAUUUACCUGAAUCUUUUCUGAAUAAUCUAUAUGAUGGUCAUAUUCCACGCGAGUGGGCAGAAAAGAAGAGUGAUCAGUUACAUAAUCGAUUAGGUAAUAUAGCAUAUAUAGUUGCUUUUAUAGUAUUACAUCAGCAAGGCUAUAGAAUCGUUACAUAUGGUGAUUGGUCUUAUAUGUUAAAGUGGCUAUCGAAUCCUGAAUAUUACCGUAUUAAUGAAUAUUAUAACAAUGGCAACGUAAACUUUGUUAAAAGUUCAGAAUAUGCGCGUUAUAGAUGUAAAAUAACAGGCAAACCAUAUCCAUGUGAUUCGCUAGAAAUUGACUAUUUUAAAUCUGAAUAUGGUUUUACUAUCGAGGGAAAGUUUAACAUUAUAGAUUUCUCAGAUUCUAAUAAUAAUUGUGAAUAUGUGUGCCGAGUUUUUUGGGCCAUAGAUUCUUUAUCAAAAUAAUAUAGUAUUAUAUUUAUGUAUAAUUAUUAGCCAAAGACGCUUUACUUAAUAAUACAAUAAAUCAUUUUUUUACUUUCAUUCGCUUACUCCACUACAAUGUAUGGGUGAUCGCCUAGUGAAAUGUAUCACCUUCAUAAUUUAUGUGAAAUAAAAAUUGUGAUCCG
Molecule: messenger RNA, 1429 nt
Organism: Rhizophagus irregularis DAOM 181602=DAOM 197198
Lineage: Eukaryota; Fungi; Glomeromycota; Glomeromycetes; Glomerales; Glomeraceae
Source: RefSeq, a predicted model, not a curated record